Rhodotorula toruloides NP11 is the source of this 1878-nucleotide messenger RNA. RefSeq lists its product as uncharacterized. NCBI's taxonomy places the organism in Eukaryota, Fungi, Basidiomycota, Microbotryomycetes, Sporidiobolales, Sporidiobolaceae. The transcript has a single exon. The coding region runs from base 1 to 1878 and encodes 625 amino acids. The record is from RefSeq and is a predicted model, not a curated record.
AUGCUCGCACGCCCACUCACCCGCGCACCCGCUCGCCGCAUCCCGCUCCUCGUCCUGCCCCACACACCCGCACCCAAGUCCUCACUCUCGCUCACGCUCACGAGGGCUUACGCACGCACGCCACAGUUCACAACACCCGACGAGCCACUCUACUCCACUCCCGCACAGUCCUCAGCCAAUCCUCACCUCCCCCCGACCGCCCUCUCCCAAGACGACUACGCCUCGCCCGUCCUCUCGAUCGGCCUCACUUUCCGCCGCGUGUUCCGCUAUGCAGUCUUUGCGUCGGUGGGGAUCGUACUCACCGUCGCCGGAGGGUACGCGGGAACGCAUUGGUGGAUCGAGCAUGUGCAGCUGCAGGCGCCCAAGGUGAAGGCCCAGGACGACCCGGACGAGUGGCUCGAUGAGCGCGAGGGGUGGAGCGGGUUGCAUACCCCGAACCGAGGGGGGACGGAUCCCCGACUCGGUCUCAAGGCGCGGAUGGCCGUUCGCGCGGCGUACUUUGCCCAAACGUCCGGGACUGGGACCGCCGCCUUGCCCGCCGAGAACGCCGUCUCGAAACCCGACUCGGCAUUCGCGGUGACACGCCCCGGCGGACGGUUCAUCUCGAGCGAAGACGAGCUGGCGGCCCUGGGCGCGCAAGUGAACGACUCGAGCUGGCUCGAGGCAGAGCAGUACCUCGUCACUGCGCUCGCGCUCGCGCAGGACAAGGGAAUCUCGCUGAUCGAGUCACUCGAGUGGGAGAAGCAUGUCGAGGAGGGCGGGGUCGACCGCGCGGCUGUCGAGUUGGAGGAACGCCUCGCCGGGAUCCGCGAGUUGAUUGGUGGGCGACCGAGGCUCGAAGCUGCGCGCGACGGGUGGGAGAGGAUCUACUACGCCCUCUCGGCGAGUCCGACGAGCGAUCCGGCGCGGAGGGAGGAGCGAGAGUGGGAGCUGCGCGAAAAGGUCAAGGCCUCGCGCAAGAUGGCCGAGGUCUCGGCGCGCAUUGCCGAGUUGUGGCGCGAGGGGAGCGAUGAGCGCAGGGCGGAGAACAGGCGCGCCGAGGGAUGGUUCGCGGGUGGGUUGAUUCCGGCGUUGGCGGCGAGCGAGGGACAGAGCUUGAAGGGCGAGGCGCUCGACAAGCUCGUGCCCGAGGGUGAGGGCAAGUCGGCGUCGCCCAAGUCGUCUUGGUUCGCAUUCUGGUCGCGUCGUCAGCCGACCGCGUCCUCCGCUUCAACCUCGACCUCCUCCUCCGGCCUCUCGCCCGAGCUCGCCCACCUCGUCGCCCUCGUCCCGUCUGCCCCAUCCGCCCCUCUCUCUCCCGCCACGCACCGCUCGAUCCUCUUUUCCCUCAUCUCGCUCGAGACCUUCCUCGCCCGUCGACGAGACGACCCUUCCUCUCCCUCCUCUCGCUUGCCACCCACUCUGCCCGCCGCACAAGCGAUCCAAUCCGCCGCUCUCUCGUACGCCCGCACGCUGCUAGAGCGGUGCGACCCCUUCCCCUCAGUCGUGCACCUGGCCUCCUCCUCCCCCUCGCUCCCCUCCCCGUCUUCGCUCUCCCGCGCGCUCUCAACACUCUUCUACACGACCCGCCUCGCAGCACUCUCGACCCACCACGCCGAAUGCACGCUCGCUCUCUCCCCACGCCCUUCAACCACCACGCUCUCCUCCUCCCUCGCUGCGAUCCGCACCGCAACGACCGACGCACAGAUGGUGGUCGACGCUUCUGCGGCACUUGAAGCGCGGCUCGAGACUGCGAGAAGUGCGUUGGGCGGGGAGAGUGAGGAGGAGAAGGCGUUUGGGGGGUCGUUGAGGAGGGUUAGGAGGGACGCUGAGAAGGUUGUGCAGAUGGCGCAGGGAUUGGAGAGGGUUGUGAGUGGGAUGCAGGGUGGGAAGCGGUAG